This is a messenger RNA of Botrytis deweyae, 1014 nucleotides long. RefSeq lists its product as uncharacterized. NCBI's taxonomy places the organism in Eukaryota, Fungi, Ascomycota, Leotiomycetes, Helotiales, Sclerotiniaceae. The coding region runs from base 58 to 1014 and encodes 318 amino acids. The transcript has 4 exons. The record is from RefSeq and is a predicted model, not a curated record.
UAGGUGGCAGCCAGACUAGUACUCCUACAAACACAACCUCUCCCAAUUCUCCAAAAGAUGAUUCUAUUGCGUCAAUCAUCCAUUCGAACACAGACCGAUAAGACUCUCCCUCUACGUAAGAUGAGCCAGGAAUUCGACGCAUUUUCUCAGAAAGUUGGUAUAACUUCCCUUGAAGAAGCAAAGAAUCACCUUCAAAACCUUGGUCCUGUACCUAAAUUUCCCGAUCCCGCGGAAAUUGAAAUUCGUAAAUUGGUAGAGCAAGAGGAGAACAAAAUCAUCCAAGAGGAGCACAAGUCCAUCAGACGUGAUUCCAUUAGCUUUUUGAAGCGUCGUACUUCUGAGCGCAAGACCAACCUCGCCACACCGACUUUGACAAUCACAACCGAAAGUUUGAGAAACUCGCCAAUGCUUUCUCCAGCAAUCUCUCCAGCACGCUCCCCAACACCACCCGAUUCUGCUGUGACACUCAUGGACCUGGCAGCGUCAAUUUUGGGUUCGAGUUCCACUGCAGAUAUGGUCGCCUCCCCUGAUACUCUUCAAUCUGAUGAAGAGCAGACUGUUCCAGCCCGGGAUACACCUAUCACAUCGUAUACUGGACCGUUUGGUAUUCGCAACCUUCUGACUCCAAUUGAGCAAGCAAAUACUAACAGCCAAGGCCAAGCAGAUGAGCAUGCUGCUAAGAACGUUACCUCAUCCUCUAGUGGAUCAGCCAAACCUGUAUUCCCUCCUCGUGUCUCCAGCAUGGCCCCACCUCCACCAAAUGUCGUCGCUGGCUGGGUAGGUGACGGGUAUACUUCGAAUUACGGAACUCCACCAACUUCAGCUGCGCAGACAAUGGGAGCACACCCUUGGCAACAGAAAACUGCUAGCUUUACAGCCACUCCUCUUGUCCCUUCUUCUAGCCAACCAGAUACUCAAAUGGAGCUUGAACACAAGAAAGCCAAACCUGAUGCUCUUAAUGCCCAUGGAGUCGAAAGUUCUGAUGGUAUCAGCGGUGUGCCUUCGCAACAGUAA